Lacerta agilis (Sand lizard) is the source of this 3124-nucleotide messenger RNA. RefSeq names its product methionine sulfoxide reductase B1 (gene MSRB1). The record is from RefSeq and is a predicted model, not a curated record. The transcript is spliced from 4 exons. Gene Ontology annotation, molecular function: peptide-methionine (R)-S-oxide reductase activity. Lineage: Eukaryota; Metazoa; Chordata; Lepidosauria; Squamata; Lacertidae.
CGCCGCUCCCGCUGGAACUGCAGGCGUCGGAGCACACAGAGCCAGGAGGGGGAGGGACGGAGGGCGGCCGCUUAUAUAACCGGGAAGCGGCCGGAGCGGCGUCAGGGGCUGGGAGAGAGCGAUAGCUGCCAUGUCCUUCUGCGUCUUUAGAGGAGGCGAGAUCUAUCAGGACCACUUCGAACCCGGUAUAUACGCUUGCUCCAAAUGUGGCUACGAGCUGUUCUCGAGCAGGUCCAAGUAUGCUCACUCAUCUCCAUGGCCGGCUUUCACUGAAACUAUCCAUGAUGAUAGCAUCUCCAAGUACUUAGAACGGCCGGGAGCCUUCAAGGUCUCAUGUGGCAAGUGCGGCAACGGUCUGGGCCACGAGUUCAUCAACGACGGCCCAAAAAGGGGUCAAUCUCGCUUCUGAAUAUUUAGCAGCUCUCUCAAGUUCAUCCCUAAAGACAAGAAGGACAAGGACCUGAGGGAGUAAAUAGGCUGGAACACCCAGCUAAUCAAAUCCUGCUUCUAGCUGUCCAAUCCAACUCCACACCAACCAUCUAGGAGCUGUUGAGCGCAACCCUUCUCUGUCGGCUGGGAAUCUUUUUCCUUUGGACUGGCAGGAUGGACACUGGCAAAUUCGGAGAGAGAAAUGAAGACUCUUUUCUUUUGGCUUUCAUUUCCAAUUGAUACCCUCUGCAUUUGCUACCUCCUGCUUUGAGGUCUUCCAUUUCAACCUGUAUCUUGGUUCGGGUCUAGUUUAGAAUGUUCUUCCCAUCACCCAGAUGCUUUUCUCCUCCUCCUCCUCUUCUUUUUGCUCAGGUGUGACCACCUUGCACCUGUGUCCCCCUACCAAAGUCUGGGUUUUUCCUCCAUUCAAAGCAGAGUGCUUGUCUGGCUCUGGAGUGAGUUGCCCCAGAAGAUGGCAUGAUUUUGAGCUGGACUCAUAUCAAUCCAGAUUCACUCUGCCCAAACUAGCGUUGGAUCCAAGGUGCAUUUCAGAUGCUCCAAACCCCAGGGUAGCUAUGACCCUGCUAAAAAAAACCAACCAUUUUGAGAUGGGAGUAAAGAGUGGUGAUAGAAGCCUCCACUUCCCCCAAGCAGCCUGCUGGCAAGUUCUGUUGCCACAGCUGCUGUUUUGACUUCACUGCAGGGGCUUCUAGAAGCCCAGGUUUGGCUUACUGGCCUCCAGUUCCUAACCCCUCCUACAGGCUGUUGUAAAUGUUAAGUUGUAACAGCUCAUAGCCAGGGCUCCGAAGGGCCUUACAAAGCCCUAUUUGGCUUAGCUGCGACUUUACCUGCCUCACACCUGACGUGGUAUAUGGCGCCAAGUGUUGGGCAAGUAAGCAUCUUUUGGCCAAACUGACUGGUGGAGGAAAUGGGGAGGCCUGAGCUUACCCACCCUUAAUGUAAACAGUUAUCCAACAGCCCAGGAUCUUUUGAAACAGCAACGACAGUUCAGUAGCUGUGUUCUCCGGUAUGACAGCCUUCUUCAACCUUGGGUCCUCAGCUGCUGCAGCACUACAACUCCCAUCAUUGAUCAUUUGUUAAGGUGGUUGGAGAUGAUGGGAGUUGUAGUCCAACACUACCUCAGAAUCCAAGGUUGGAGAAUUUGGACCUAGGACAUGGUCUCCUGGAGCAAACCUUUCAGCAUCACAAUUUUGCUUUGUUUAUACCCCAUGGAACUGCUAGGGUUGCUUCCGUGAUUGGGUCACUGUGACCACAUCCUCAGAAAUGUCCUCACACUGUCAUGUGCCCCAGGUUUCUUUUGUCCAUUCUUGCCCUUCCCUUGGAUCAAACUCUACCAUUUCCUGGCCUCUUCAGAAGUAAGUCUUUGUUGCAUCUGAAACCAUAGUCUAGCUUUGGGUUGUGCCCUGCCCCACAUUGCUUUGGGGCAUUUUCUGGCGUGGUGUCAUUGUAUGAAUUGCCCCAUGUAAACCCGUCUUGGAGAGCAGGGGUGAGGACGGUUUUAUCUGAGCUACCCAGAAAAUGCCCCAGGUAAUUCGUAUUGGAUUCCCAAUAUUUCCUCCCCUUGUGCUUUUAAUGCUGCCAUUAAACUCAACCACCCACCCGAGUUAUUUUCAUGGCCACAAAAGUUUCGCCUGCUAAAUUUACCUCUUUGCAGUCACUGUUAAAGCAGGUGAGGGGAAUGUGGUCCUCAAGAUUUGCUGGGAAUCAUCCCCAGCCAGCAUGGCCAGUGGUCAGGGAAAAUGAGAGCAACAUUGGGAGGGCCACAGUGUUCCCACCCCUGUGCUAAAGGCACAAGAGCUCUCUCAGGAAAUGGAAGCUGGCAACCUAGUUAUCAUCUAAUUUUUGCAUAUACUGUAAUAGAAGUGAUUCUCUCUCUAGCAGAGAAAUAGAUCAAUUGAGCAUCAUUCUGACACAAGUUUGCAUCUUUGCUGUUGCGCUAAGAUUUUGUAUGUUUGUUAUUUAAGCUAAGGCCAGAGAAGGGCUAAGGAGUCAUAUUUCCGAGUGCUUCAUUUUUGAAGAGAUGGAUGGAUUUGUCCAAAUUUUUGGUGGUGCCAUCUAAAUGCAAGAGGUAAUCUGUAGUCCCUGAAUUGCAUUUCAGGUGAGACCUAGGAACCUCCAGUUUGGAAAUACGAAGCUAAUAUGUUCCUUGCUCUUUUGAAGCCCUUGUUUGUUGUAAACAUACAAACAAUUUUAUGCCUUGACACCUGAAUUUCUCUGGGUCCCUCCAGAAGUCAGAAUGAAGCCCCUUGCCUAACACUGCAUAUCACUCAGGCUUUAGAAACAAACAUUAGAAACCGAGAUUACCUCUCAGUGCUCAAAGGGCUAAUGCAUAAGAUUCAUCUGAAUCAGCACAUUUUCUUCUUCCUCUUUGCCUUGUAUCACAACAAGAAGCUUCCUUCCUGCGCUGGGAAGGAGGCCUUUCAAAACUUGCACCUCUUUGAUUGGCUAUUCAGCUGGAAACAGAAACUAUGAAUGUCCAUCCAAGGCAAGAAUGGGGGACCUGUGGCCCUCCUGAAGCUGCUGGGCUCCAGCUCCCAUCAUCCCCAGGCAGCAUGGCGAAUGGUCAGCGAUGGUAGAAGCUGAACUUCAGCAGUAUCUGGAGGGCCACUCCUUCCUCACCCCUGACUUCAGACCACUUCUACAGACUUAGGUUAGAGGCGGACAAAAAGUAUUU